UCUCGGUUCUAGGUGCACUCACCCCACGUUUCUGUUUUUCUUCUCUUUAAGCUUCUGUUCCACUCUCUCUCUCUCUCUCUCUCUCUCUCUCUGUCAUAAUCUUUUUUCUAUGCAUUUGAGAAGCCAUGGCUCUGUAAAUCUUUGCCAUGUUUUCACCUUUAGGUUCUUUGGGUUAGUCCUUAUUUUCUUCCUUCUUUUAUAAGCUUUUCAUAUUUAAUGUAAACGUUAAUGGAGGUAAAGGGUCACCUAAUCCAAUAGUAACUUCUUUAAAUUCUCACAUUUUGUUAUUUAAAACCCUCACAAAGCUUGAAACUUUGACACCAUUGAUGACCUUCAAAGCUUCAAACUUUAACCCCGUUAUACUCUUUUAACUCCAAAAAUGUCAUCAUUAGAGAUGUCCCACAUCGAUUUAGAGCAAGGGGCUCACCGUCGGAAAGGGAGUGAUGUCAGCGCCGACGAGGCUAGCGUCUGCUUCUCCGACGCCGACGAGGGUUCUUGCUAUUCUCAGUUCUAUUCCACCACCGGCUGUUCCUACGAAUAUUGCGGUUCAGAUGGCGAGAUCGGUGACGUUCCGGGUUCCGGGAGGGUGUCUUCGGCCUCGGAUUGUUCGCUGGUGGUGCAGAUUCAAAGCGGAGCUAAUGAAAUCAAAGUGCAUCUGUCUAAAGUCGAGAAAGAUUGUAGAAUUUGCCAUUUAGGUUUAGAGAGUAACAGCCAUGAAUCCGGUGUUGCUAUUGAAUUGGGUUGUUCUUGCAAGGAUGAUCUUGCUGCUGCUCAUAAACACAGUGCUGAGGCCUGGUUUAAGAUCAGAGGAAAUAAGACUUGUGAGAUUUGUCAUUCUAUCGCUCGCAAUGUAGUUGGAGUGAAUGAGAUCGAGUCGGUGGAGCAACUAAACAAGACCAACAGUUCUGCUGCAACAGUUGCAGUCUCAGGAGCAGUAUCCUAUUCAGACUCCCGAAACUUCUGGCAUGGUCAUCGCUUCCUCAACUUACACCUUGCGUGCAUGGUUUUUGCUUUAGUCAUAUCAUGGCUCUUUCACUUAAACGUGCCAUCGUCGUAAAACUUCCUUCCGCCCGCAGUUGAACACCAUUGAAAAGAAUGAAAAAUAAUCAGAACUACUGUAAAGGAGCCUGGGAAACUUGUUGCUGUGAUGAUGAGUAAUGGAAUCAUAUACACCUCUCUUAUCCUUACGUGUAGAAAGCUUGUUAUAUUAUGCACAUUCAUCUUAGUUAUCAAAGCCCUU
Hibiscus syriacus is the source of this 1240-nucleotide messenger RNA. RefSeq lists its product as uncharacterized. NCBI's taxonomy places the organism in Eukaryota, Viridiplantae, Streptophyta, Magnoliopsida, Malvales, Malvaceae. The transcript has 2 exons. Gene Ontology annotation, molecular function: zinc ion binding. The record is from RefSeq and is a predicted model, not a curated record. The coding region runs from base 380 to 1057 and encodes 225 amino acids.